AUGAACAGUGCAGAUCUUCCCCUAUCGAUCCCCCUGGCCAACGGGACGCGUGCGAGACGCUGCGCUGCCGAGCUCGAGACAGCCGAAAAGGACGGUCUUCUCCGUCGUCCUCGUCCAUCGGGCGGACAGCGGGCGGACAUCAUGGCGGUGUACUCGUUUUUCAUCUUUGACCGCCACACGGAGUGCAUCUACACGAAGCACUGGAAGGAAGGCGGAGCGUCGACGACGGUCGGCACGACGAGCAAGGACGAUGCCAAGCUCAUCUUCGGCACCAUCUUCUCGCUGCGCAACAUGGUGCGCAAGCUGGGCGGCGACGACGACGCGUUCAUCAGCUUCCGCACGGCGCAGUACAAGCUGCACUACUACGAGACGCCGACGAAUCUGCGGUUUGUCAUGCUGACCGACACGUCGGUCAUGAGCAUGCGCAACGUGCUACAUCAGAUCUACAUCAACCUGUGGGUGGAAUACGUGGUCAAAAACCCGUUGGCUCCCGUCGAGCAUCCCGGCGGCGAAGGUGUCAAGAACGAGCUGUUUGAGCUGGGCAUCGACCAGUUCGUCCGGGGUUUGUUGUGA
This is a messenger RNA of Grosmannia clavigera kw1407, 573 nucleotides long. Its product is annotated as trapp complex subunit. Gene Ontology annotation, cellular component: TRAPP complex. Bases 1 to 573 code for a protein of 190 amino acids. NCBI's taxonomy places the organism in Eukaryota, Fungi, Ascomycota, Sordariomycetes, Ophiostomatales, Ophiostomataceae. The record is from RefSeq and is a predicted model, not a curated record. Gene Ontology annotation, biological process: endoplasmic reticulum to Golgi vesicle-mediated transport. The transcript has 4 exons.